Messenger RNA from Paraglomus brasilianum, 2754 nucleotides. The record is from the annotation of a GenBank genome assembly. NCBI's taxonomy places the organism in Eukaryota, Fungi, Glomeromycota, Glomeromycetes, Paraglomerales, Paraglomeraceae.
AUGGACAUGCCAAUUGCCGCCACUGCACAACCUAUUGGAGGAGAUAGUAAUUAUUACUAUCCUCCUCAGCCAUCAAUGCCACCCGUGGAAACCCAACAAACUCCUGCUAAACCACCAGAGAAGUCUCGCAAUCUGGUUGCAGAUCUAAUAGAUACAGAAAAAGAAUAUGUUGAAAACCUAAAAGUCCUUUUGCAGAAAGUCACUGCCUGCUGGAGCCCCGACAAUCUUCCUCCACAACAAUUAGAUACGAUAUUUAGAUGUAUGGAAGCAAUUUACAAACUGAAUAAAAGAUUUAGCAUUAAACUUUCAAAAAUAGGAACAAAUCCUCAGGCAGCCCAAAACUUGGCCGAUUUACUAAUGUCUUGGAUAGACGAAAUGGAAGGACCAUAUACGAGGUUUUGUCAAUCGUUCAUGCGUGGAUUCGACUCGUGGCCCGCAAUAAUAGAACAUACUUCCCUUCAAGAAACUUUGGCUGCAAUAUCCUCAGCGCGCAAUGAACAAGUAUCUCUUGAAUAUUAUUUCGAAAUGCCAUUUGCUAGGUUACAUUACUACAAGAAACUGUACAUGAAACUCUUCAAAACAACAGAUCCAGCCAGUGACGUCUGUCAGCUUCUCCAAAUAGCCAACGAUCGUCUAGACGCUUUAAUCUCUCUUGAAUACCAGGCCAAAGCACCUGAGAUACCGAAUUUCGACGAAACAUUGAACAAUAAUAACCCAACUUACGCAUCGGAACUGUCGGAUCACACGCAAAUGUUAGAACACGUAAAUAAUUAUCCUAGGACAACAUGGAAUUUUGGAUUAACAGAGCUAGAACAACAGCUGGAUGUUACAAAAGUUAGAGAUUUGUUUAAUAAAGAACCCAAGAAAGUAAAAGUUGCACUGCAACCUUCUUCUCUUCCAUUCCAACGCGAAAUAGUAAUGCAUGACGACUUUAUAACCAUCGUUCGCUACGCCGAUGGAGACAUAAUGCACCGGGCGCAUCUGUUCUUGUUGACCGAUCUGUUACUCAUUUGUCGAAUUUACAACGCAGAGGAUAGAAUACAGAAUCCGAAUAUGGAGUUUUGGUUGUUGUAUCCACCACUUUCGGGGAGGCAUUUAGUCGUUAGAGAUAUGAAAGAUAGUACAGAUGAUAUCAUCGAGGUAACGGUAAUGAAAAAGGAAAAAUUAUAUUUCCGCGCUGAAUCAAAAGAAGUUAAAGACGAAUGGCUAAAAGAAUUUGAGAGAGUAAUCACAUUUUCAGCUACAGCCGAUGUCAAGCCACAAGUGAAAACCAAUGCUCCUUCCCUCCGCAAAUUCCAAAGUACUCCUCAACUACGGACGCCUAUCUCACCGAGCGAUGUUGUAAAUAGCGGAUCACCAGUGAGUCCGGUGAUGGGACUACCCAGGAGUCCAGUGAACGGAUCACCAGUAAGCCCAGCGAUGGGGAUGGGAUUACCUAGGAGUCCAGUGAAUGGAUCAUCGAGUCCAGUGAUGGGUCUACCCAGGAGUCCGGUGAAUGAAUCACCAGUAAGCCCAGUGAUGGGUCUGCCCAGGAGUCCAGUGAAUGGAUCACCAGUAAGUCCAGUGAUGGGUCUACCCAGGAGUCCAGUGAAUGGAUCACCAGUAAGUCCAGUGAUGGGUCUACCCAGGAGUCCAGUGAAUGGGUCAGCGGGUCCAGAGAGGGAAUUGCCGACGAGCCCGAUGAACAGAUUGUCAGCGAGCUUGAAUAAGGGAUUACCGUCGAGACCAUCGCCAGGUUUACCAAAUCUAAAAAGGAGUUUAACAAACGGUGCACCUCGUUCACGCACACCCGAACCUCCACGCAGCGCUGGCGAACACUAUCCUGGUGGUCUGAAUCCCUAUCCUUCGGAACAGGGCCGUUACAGCGAUUCCGAUUUGAGCAGAAACACCGGCUUCGCUGCCGAUGUCGCUUCUUCCGCCUACAACCCUCUAAAACGCUCAAAUUCGCUCACUUCGUUAGCAUCUGUUUCCACAAUUGCAACUGUUAAAGAGACUUUAUACCAAACACCACCCUGUGAAGUUUUCAUCUGGAAGAACGGCGAAUGGACACCGUUAACAAGGAAAGAGCGAUGUUUGGUUGAGGUGCGAUUAUCGACACAGAACAAAGGAUGCUGGGCAAUUAUUCUUGAACGUAGUGGUCGCAUGGUACUCAAUGCUUGGGUUCACCCGACGACUUCGAUUCAUCGUGAGUCGCCAACAGAUGUAAGCAUUGCGUGUGAACUAGUUUCAAGACAAGAAUACUAUCGUGUCAACUGUCUAUCCCAAGCGGAAGCCGACAAAUUCCAACAGAGUCUACAGAAAAUCAAGUACCUUAAACCAGAAUUACCGACGCCACUUCCUUCUGUCAUGGCGCCGCAGAUUUUUGUCUCGAGAUCAUCAUCGUUGGCAGGUGCAAAUGGGCAAACCAAAGACGCUGAAGCUGUUGUCACACAAGUCAUGGAAGCAAGAUGUCGGCUGUUUCUACAGAAUGACCACGGUGUUUGGACCAGUCUGGGAUGGGGAAACAUGAAGUUACUGCUUGAGAUUUCGUCACACAGAAAGAGGAUUAUUAUUAAUUCGGAUAAGAAUAAAUCUAAAUUAAUUGAUUCCAUUGUGUGGGAAGAUGGUGUAGAGAAGGUAGGAAAGGCUGGCGUGGCAAUUACGCUGAAGAGAAUAGAAUCCAAUGUCAGGAUUAUUUAUAUGAUGCAGAUGAAGGACGAGAAAACAGCUGUGAAGACGAUCGAAGUGAUAAAGGAAAAGAAACUGAAAAGUUGA